UCAGCAAACAUGUCGACUGUUGGCAUGGCCGUGCUUCUCGGCCUUCUCUCGUCCAGCGUGCGUGUAUCCGGACAACUCGACGACAUCUGCUCUGGUGUUCGAACAAUACUAGAAGACCAAGAGCUCGAUCAAUGGUGUGCAGUGUCGACCGACUGUCUUCAGAUUCGUUGCGUUAUGAAUUUCGUCGACGAUCAUCCGUUCACCUUCUACCUUGCUGUACACAAAUGUCACAAUCCUGUCGCAGUGUCGGUUGGCAUGGCAACGUUCGAUUUCACAUGGAAGCGCCAGUAUGUCGGAGAUCAAACCGCGACGAUUGGUGAUAUACCGGAGAUUAUAGGGAAAGUCGUCGGACAGCCCUAUCUCCGUCUGCAAGUGGCUAGGACAGUGAGUGGGGUGGUGAUGUCUCUCGGCGUGUGGAUCAAGAAGAAUGGGCAGUGGAUUAAGAGAGUACCUCUGGUCACUGGACUCUCCAUUCCAUUGGAUACGGAUGAUUGCCCAACCGGUGCAUCCAACUUAUCUCCUAAUGCCAGUUCUUCUAGUGACAUGUUUCGUUUGGAAGACAUUACCGACUUACUGCAACAAUAUGGCAAGCUGAUCUUAUUCGGCAAUAAGACGUCUCCAUUGGCUAACUGGGGUAGCGAUCACGGCAAUUCGCCAUCCGAAUCAACACAAAAGUUGAACGAAAGUGCUAUAGUGGAUACGUGUACCAAAGAGAUGAAGGAAGAUAUUGAUUAUUGGUUUAAAGACGGUUCCACUUUGACUAAAGACCUACAGAGAUGCUACUGUCAGCACACAAAUAAUUCUCUAGCAAUUUGUGCUAGUCUCAUCAACACCAUUACAGUCAGUGAUACAAAUACACUAACAGGUGACAAUGAUGAGAACAAUGGUGAUGGUAAAAUGGCUGGUAACAUUGGUGAAAGCAAAAUGACCGACGGCAGUGACGAAAAUAAAGAUACAAGUGACAACAGUAGUAAAGAAUCGGCCAUCAUUGGUGGUUGUAUCGGCGGUGCAAUCGUGUUUGCAGUUAUCGUUGUGAUCAUUCUCUUCGCAUUCUACAUGAAAAGGCAUACGCCUUGGGUUGCUGUCACGCCUAUGCACAAGUCUCUUGUCCACCACAAUUCUGGAAGUGGUGAGGCAUUCAUCAAAGUAGAAGAGUCAAAGGAGUAACCAAUGUUUGGAACAACAUCAAGCUACGCUGAGUAACGCUUUAGGUCAAUGUGUGUAGGCUGUCUUCGCAUUGCUGAAAUGUUAAAAUAAAUAUGAUUUAACUAA
Corticium candelabrum is the source of this 1272-nucleotide messenger RNA. RefSeq lists its product as uncharacterized. The record is from RefSeq and is a predicted model, not a curated record. Lineage: Eukaryota; Metazoa; Porifera; Homoscleromorpha; Homosclerophorida; Plakinidae. The coding region runs from base 10 to 1167 and encodes 385 amino acids. The transcript is spliced from 4 exons.